Elgaria multicarinata webbii is the source of this 1762-nucleotide messenger RNA. It is a transcript of the gene FAM124A, whose product is annotated as family with sequence similarity 124 member A. The coding region runs from base 1 to 1638 and encodes 545 amino acids. The record is from RefSeq and is a predicted model, not a curated record. Lineage: Eukaryota; Metazoa; Chordata; Lepidosauria; Squamata; Anguidae. The transcript has 4 exons.
AUGCAGCGGAAGGGGCGCAGCGGCGGCGGCCAAGAGCAAGGCGCGGAUUCCGGAGCCGAGACGGGCGGGUCAGAAUACAGCUGUGUGUCAUCUUCUAGCAGUGAAUUGUCUGUGGAGGAUGUACAUGAUCCUUUUCUCGUCAGCGUACACAUAAUUGCAGACCCAGGAGAAUCUGGUGCUCUCCAGCAAGCUAUUGAUAACCUGCUGGCAUGGAUCCAUCCAGAUCUGCAGCUCUUCCGGGUUUCGGAAAGGCGGGUACCAAGGAAGCCUAGGAAGCGUAACAAGGCUGUAGCAUCUCAGCCAGCCCUUGUUGUCAUUCUCUUUCUGCAAGAAGACUGUGACGAAGCGCCAAUCCUGCAGCUCCACGAGUCCUUUCAGAGGCCGCCCUGGUGUUACCACCACACCGAGCAAGUGCAGGGCAAUUUCCUCCCUUACAUGCCAGGCAGCCAGGACUUCUUCACCUUGGCGCAGGGUACUCCAUUGUGGGCCAUCCGGCCAGUGCAUUAUGGGAAGGAAAUAAUACGCUUCACCAUCUACUGCAGGAACGAGAACUUUGCUAACACUUUGAAGAUCUACGAGUUAAUUCUGAGAAGGCGAGUUUGUCAGGCGAAGGCAGACUUCUGUGUGUUUCCUGUCUAUUCCAAUGUGGACAUUGAUAUUCAGUUCUCUUUGAAGAGGCUCCCAAGAGGCCAAGCCCCAAGCCCCACCGAGUCGGCUGUGCUGGAGUUCCGAGUGAAAGAUGUCGGGCAGCUGGUACCGCACUUGCCCAAUCCCUGCAGCCCGAUCAGCGAAGGCAGAUGGCAAACUGAAGACCCUGACGGGAAUAAGAUCCUUUUGCAGCAGGCCCGGUAUAAGAAGAGUGCUAAGCAGACCAAGUUGUGCUGGUCGUCGCCAUCAAGGAGCUUUCCUGGUGCACAACUGCCAAGUUUUGUUCCCGACAGCAACAAGUUAACACUUAACAAAGACAGUGAUCCACUGAAGCCAGUUGAUUCAAUUGUAUAUCACCACACCAACCCGUGCCUGGGUGUUUCACACCAGGACCUGAGAACCUAUAACCGAAAACGCUUUCCCAGAAGAUCCAGCAGUGCCUCUACCAAUUCAGGUUCAUUUCAGCGAAGCAAGUCCCUUGCUUGUUUGCCCACAACAAGCUCUUCCCUAGUCCUUGAAUCUUUUCAUUUUAGUGAGCCAAAUUCAUUAAGCACUUUCUCUUCUGGGCACCGGACCAGAAUCAGAGUGAACAUUGAUGACUUGGAGGGAGUUCAGGAGACUGAUGUAGACACAGGGAUGAAACUUGCUUACUCUGAUCUAUCUGUAGUCUCUGCUUAUUCCGUUCCUGACGGUUUCAGUAAUGGGAUGGAAGCAAGGAGAAAGUGGCCAACACAAGAGCACAGCAUCAAUAGAUUCAAGCAGGCUGUCUCUAGGGGAAGAUCGUCUUCAGCCAAGUGCAACCCCUUUGAGUUUUCUUCCAGCUCCCUUCCUUUUCCUUUUGAUUGGUCUUCCAGCUCUUCUACAUCCCCUUCAGCUUCUCCUUCAGCAGCCCACUUUGAGAUCAAGUGUUUGCCAAGAGGAACAGUUUUUUCUUUCGAUGACAGCAGAACAACUGGUGGGGGGAAAACUAAUCAAGAAUUCUACAUCUGAACUUCCACUGUGUAUGAGAGAGAGGGAGAUGAAGAGGGAGAGAGCAGGGUUGGAGGGGGGAUUUGUUAUAUGGCUUUGGUAUUCAGCCAAUAGCUAUCCAAGGUCUGAGACUGUGUGCCACCCU